Molecule: messenger RNA, 1361 nt
Organism: Lolium rigidum
Lineage: Eukaryota; Viridiplantae; Streptophyta; Magnoliopsida; Poales; Poaceae
Product: cysteine-rich receptor-like protein kinase 44
Exons: 8
Coding region: 222-1361 (379 amino acids)
Biological process (GO): protein phosphorylation
Molecular function (GO): ATP binding; protein kinase activity
Source: RefSeq, a predicted model, not a curated record
CACUAAUUAAGCUGGAUCCACCAUUCUGAAUCUGGGAGCCAAAGUAUCCUCGUCAGUACAAGACCACUGGGGGGGCCUUCAGGCUUCAGCUAAACCAGUAUUAAACCUGGCAUAGCUUCAUCCUCCGAUUUUCUAAGUCCUUUUCUCCUUUCUACGGAUUAUCGUGGUCGUGGAGCAAAAACUGAUUUUAAGACUUGGAAAAAGAGGAGACAUACAUAUAGAUGGAGUCCCACACGCAGGUAGGGGCGCUGCUGGAAGAAAAUGACACAUGGGAGAAGAAACUACAGGAUCCAAGCGCAACCCCAAUGUGUCUGCCAUUUGAAUUUUUGACAGAAAUCACAUGUAAUUUUUCCUCUGAGCGAGAACUUGGCAGAGGUGGCUAUGGGGUGGUUUACAAGGGAGUUCUUCCGAGCGGUAAAACUAUUGCUGUGAAGAGGCUUUUUGACUUGCAUAGACUGGAAGACGAGAAAUUCCAGAAGGAAGUCAGUUAUCUCAUGGGGAUCAAGCACACAAAUGUAGUGCUGUUUGUAGGUUACUGUGCGAAAUCUAGUUGGGAAGCGAUAGACCUACAAGGAGGCGGGAGUUAUAUUUUUGCUGAAACACGAGAAAGAUUGCUCUGCUUUGAGCAUGUAUGUAAUAAAAGCCUUGACAAGUAUAUCUCUGAUGAAUCUUCUGGUCUCGAAUGGGAAAUGAGAUAUGAAAUAGUAAGAGGAAUUUGUGCUGGUUUGCAUUACCUUCAUGAGGAAUGCCAUAUUGUUCAUCUGGAUCUGAAACCAGAAAAUAUACUGAUGGAUGCUACUAUGGUGCCAAAAAUUGCGGAUUUCGGUUUGUCAAAGAUCUUUGGUGACAAGCAAACCCGGAUCAUAACUGUAAAUCGUCCAGGAACACAUGGAUAUAUGGCACCAGAAUACUUAAUCCAAGGUGUAGUUUCCAUCAAGGCGGAUAUAUACAGUUUGGGUGUUAUUAUUAUUGAGAUACUCACCGGUUAUAGAAACUAUCCCCUGAGUUCUCUUCCACAUUUCCAACAAUUAAGCGAGGACAACAGUCGCCAGAUUACCGCAUCUUUCCAGUACUUCAAAGAGAAUAUACUUGAAACUUGGAGAAAAAGGCUGCAGAAGUCACAGGGAGACACAAUCUUGGAACAAAUACGAGUAUGCGCUGAGUUAGGGAUACAAUGCGUUGAAUUUAACCCAGAGAAUAGACCAGUUACAAGGCAUAUGAUCAAUAGGCUUGAUGAAGUGAACAUUAUGGACAUAUCUAUCAAAAGUAGCGAGAGCAGUACUCCACCAGUAUUGCAGGUAGGAGAAGCUUCGGAUACUGUGCAGCAAGGAGAUACGAGGUCCAAGGUAACUUUGCCUUAG